UUGUUUAUCUUGAGGUUAAAAAUGUCUUUUUGCAACAACUUGCUACUUCACGGUUCUUAGUCGUUAGUUUCCAGUCAAAUGUUUGACUAACGACUUUGUAAACAACCGUUAACCCAAACCCUAGAACCAAUUCCUGGGAAGAGAGUGAAUGUUGCUCAUGCUAGUGACAGAAUUGAGGAAGAGAAUUCAUCGCGAAGCGAUUAUUCCAUUUAGGGGCACAUGCAGGGAAGCCUACUCAACUCACUAACCGUUCGAGCAAUUUCAAGCCGAUAUAGCUAAUGUGGAUUUGUGAUUGAGUUAAAGAAAUUGUUGAGUUGCAUAAUUAUUGUUUGCGAAAUCAAUUGAAUGAAUAUAACCCUUUUGGUGAAUAGAAUUAGCCCUAGAAUAACUAAUAGUUAUUAAUUAAUUGUUGUUUGCGAAAUUGAAUCCAGUUAUUACCCAAUUGUUGUUUGCCAAUUAAUCUGUUAUGGUUAUUGCUGAGAUGUUUGCGAAAUCAAUUGGAUAUGUGUUUGUGAAAAAUUAUUGUGUAAUACUAAUUGAUUUAAAUUAUGAAGCUGCAUACCUUCUGGAAUAGCAAAUCCAUUAUAAAGUGUUGUCAAUUAUAAGUUGAUAUGUACUGUGAUCUUGUUUAAGUAAAAAUAAAGAAUUAUGUCUAUAAUUACUAUAUGGAAUUCAGUUUGAACAUAUGGAUUUUGGUUGUUUAUGUAGCCAAAGCUUGCUUAUAUUAUCUGUCUUGAUCGUUUGGAGUGUGGUGUGCAAUUUUUUGGUGGUGGGGAACAACUUCAAUGGCUAAGAAUCGAAAUUCAAGUUCUGAAAUAAAAGUUCUAUCAACUCAACUGUUUUUGGAUGAUAGUGUUAGUGUUGGUGGCAGAGUAAAGGCAAAGGGCGAGGUCAUCAAGCAACAAGUGGAAGUGUUUGGUCGGCCACCUAAUAUGAAAUGUCGUAUUGAGACAUUUUCCAGAAUAUGCCACACAUUUGAUGAGAGGAGAACCCGUUGGGUUAACGAAAUGGGUUUUGGUGGGUUGUUGAAUAUUCCAAUGGACAUGCACUUACCUCGGCAGUUGGGGUAUUGGUUAAUGAGUCGUAUUGAUCCUUUGGUUAUCGGCUUGCAUAUAAUCAAAAUAUGCCAUCAUGGCUUGUGCAUCUCCACCUGCCAUCUUCAAUCUCCUUUGCUUAUACACCUCGUGUUGAAGAUCCUUCACGCUAGGCAAUCGUAUGUUCUCAAGCCCUAAACAACCACGAAUUUGAGUAACCGUUACACCUUGCUCAAAAAAAUUCACCAACCUCCUUCGAACUGUUGAUGUCAAUUUCUUCAUCCGAUACUCUUUAACCAAAUUUUCCAUGGUAGGGGACAGAUCGUGAGUAUGCUCCAAGACUACAGUUCUCAAAACUCAUAAACCAUCACUGUUCAUACUCCCAUAAACCCUAGCUAGGCACUCACAUUUUUUAGAUUUACGUUUUCCUUGAUCAAGCUCUGUCUCACCAAUAAGACCCUUCACAUUUGCUCCGCUUCCCUAACUUCCAUGAACUUAGCCCUUUUCUUUGCAUCACGCUUUGCCCUCAUAUCCGGUGACUCUCAACAUUCACACCUCCAAGUUAUUGCUCUCCUCACUUUUGUAGUAGUGUAUGAUCCUUGCACCCUACUCACCCCAAAUCCACACUGCUCCGCGUAAGUUUUGUAGUACAACUCAAUUUCCUCCCACCGUUUAAAUAGCAUUCCCUCUUUAGGAGGGUCAACACUUGCAUCCACAAUCUCCUCAGUACUGGAAAUAAGGGUUUGCAAUGACUUCACCGUAUGCGUUGGGGAAUGGGAUUGGGGUGAAUUCCUAGUUUUGUCAUUGAAACAAGAAGGGAGUGUGUUAUUUUCUUUGGUGUGAGACAAGGUAAUGUUCUCCAAAAACACUGCACUCAUAGCUUCUGCUCCCUCUUGCUGAUUGUCAUCUACACCAAUCUCCAACAGCGUACCAACCUCGUGUUCAAUUUCAACUACACCUAUGUCCAACAAGGGACCAACCUCUUGUUCAGUUUCCCCUACGACACACUCCAUCAAGGUACCAAUCUCUUCACAGUUCCCUCCUAAAGGAACUACUCCAUCUUCUUCCAUUUCAGACAUGAGAUCAAGCACCUACUAGCAUAUAUAUAUAUAUAUA
This is a messenger RNA of Chenopodium quinoa (quinoa), 2150 nucleotides long. RefSeq lists its product as uncharacterized. The record is from RefSeq and is a predicted model, not a curated record. The transcript is spliced from 4 exons. Bases 786 to 1232 code for a protein of 148 amino acids. Lineage: Eukaryota; Viridiplantae; Streptophyta; Magnoliopsida; Caryophyllales; Amaranthaceae.